This is a messenger RNA of Trametes versicolor FP-101664 SS1, 1348 nucleotides long. RefSeq lists its product as uncharacterized. The transcript has 8 exons. Lineage: Eukaryota; Fungi; Basidiomycota; Agaricomycetes; Polyporales; Polyporaceae. Bases 89 to 1042 code for a protein of 317 amino acids. The record is from RefSeq and is a predicted model, not a curated record.
UUGAACUCGAACAUAAACACUCUCUUCUCAACUUGAUCAGCCUGGUGCUUGUAAUUUCGCUUUCUACUUCACCAGCUCAGUCGGCACGAUGUCAGUCGUCCCUGCCCCCGAGAAAGCUGUUGUGCCCGGUGCAUAUGUAGGCGACCCGCCUACCCCAUACACGGAAGACGUCCCGGCACCCCUUCGUCGUGCAACCUCCCGGUUGCAGUUUCCACCGUCCUAUGUGGUUGUCGGGUUCUAUAGGCUGGUCACAGACAGGAAUCUCUACGUUCCGGCGUGGCAGAAAUGUAAGCAUGGGUUCGUGAGAGGCGCUACAGUGGCCCUCGUAUGGGGAAUUGGUUCGUUCAAGAUCCAACGGAAGUUCGUGGAGGUUUUCCUCAUUAAUUCCCCUCGCGUGAGCGGCCUGUCGCAGAACGCGAUCUUUGGCAUACCCAUGCCCUUCGACCUUCCCACAUACGCGACCCUCUUCUUCCUCUCUAGCCAAGUCUCAGUUGUCAUCUACUUUUUCCUCUCGCGCAACAUUCGUAUCGCCCGCGAGCGCGCAUACGACCAGACCAUCACCUCGCGCGGCAAGGGCGCGGACUGGUGGCGCCCGUACGUGGAGGAAUGGGACAACCCGCCGCGCGUGGAGGGCAAGCGCUGGGGCCUCGGGCUGUUCAUGAGCGGGGCGGUUGGACGGAUCGUAACCAAGCUGCUCAUGAUCCCGCUCAACUUCGUGCCGUUUGCGGGUAUCUUCAUCGCGGCGUGGUUCAGGUCGCUGGGCACGGCGCGGUACCUGCACCAGCCUUACUUCAAGGCGAAGAACAUGACCACCGACCAAGUCUCGACGUUCAUCGAAGAGCGCAAGUGGGACUACCGAGCCUUUGGUUUCGCGGCGGCCCUGGCCGAAAGACUCCCGCUCAUUGGGAUGAUAUUCUCAAUUUCCAACCGGAUCGGGGCGGCCAUGUGGGCGCAUGACCUCGAGAAACGCCAGCAUUACGUGGCAGCGGUCAAGGCAGGCCUGGCACCCGGCGUCGAUACGCCCAAGCUGAAAGGAGAGUGAAUACGCGAUGCGUGUUUUCUCGCGCCCGUGCCGACGGGGGCUCUGUAGGGGUGGGGGAUAUUCCGAUCCCGGUGGGAACGGAAUAGGUAGCCCAUGCCUCUACACAGCUGUGUGGAGGCACAGGAGUCGCCUAGGUCCGCGCAUCUGCUCGCGGUGCUCGCGACCCGGUGUGUGGGUGUAACUGUAUAAUAUAUUAGCGGGCAUUGACGCAACCGCCUGAAGGGAAAUGUCGCUGCUACAUCUGGCAUUGAACGCCUCUAUGUAACUUAUUCGGCAGUGCCUAUCAAUGCGAUAACAGCUGACCCG